Desarmillaria tabescens is the source of this 1029-nucleotide messenger RNA. RefSeq names its product P-loop containing nucleoside triphosphate hydrolase protein. Gene Ontology annotation, molecular function: ATP binding; AMP kinase activity; ATP hydrolysis activity. The coding region runs from base 58 to 603 and encodes 181 amino acids. The record is from RefSeq and is a predicted model, not a curated record. NCBI's taxonomy places the organism in Eukaryota, Fungi, Basidiomycota, Agaricomycetes, Agaricales, Physalacriaceae. The transcript has 5 exons. Gene Ontology annotation, cellular component: nucleus; cytoplasm.
CUUCUUUUCUUGUCUGUUACAGUUCUGUUGCUACCGUUCCUUUAUGAAUCGCAGAAAAUGUCAUUAGAAAGACAGGCACCCGUGAUCAUCAUCACUGGCACUCCAGGGACUGGAAAAUCUACCCACGCCCAAUUGCUCGUCAACGAAUCUCCUGUACCUCUGCAGCAUAUCAACAUCAGCGACUGGGUCAAGGAAAAGGGUCUUUAUGAGGACUAUGAUCCCGAAUGGCAGACCUAUAACGUUGAUGAAGACAAGCUUCUAGAUGAGUUAGAACCUCUGGCAUCGGCAGGAGGCAUCAUUCUCGACUGGCACACAUGCGAAGCCUUCCCUGAGCGAUGGGCCGACUUGGUAGUCGUAUUACGGUGUGACCACUCGCGAUUAUGGGAUCGACUGGAACAAAGAGGUUACUCCCUCAAGAAAAUACAAGAAAACAACGAGGCUGAGAUCAUGCAAGUUGUUCUUGACGAGGCUCGAUCAUCGUACGCAGCGGAAAUAGUCGUUGAACUUAAUAGUGAAAGCACUGAAGACCUUGAGGCCAACGUCGCACGCAUAGUGGAAUGGAUUAAAGCUUGGAGAAGGGACAGAGGCUUGGAAUCGAAUUAAAUUUAUUCCAUUUACGCAGACUACUCAUCGCCCGGUAAAUACCCACCCCCGUGCUCGUUCCAAAGGAUAACCAUGGGGGAGUUCUGCCUCGUGCUUGAUUCGAGUAGGCGUUUUCUUCUUGCCCUCUGCGAUACGAACCUUUUCGAAGUAAACAUAACUGUAGCUCGGUUAGCGGGGAACGAGCCUUUCGUUGAUGUCACGUACGCUGCAUAGUAGGUCCCAUUGGAAGCACCUCCAGUCCUUCCUUUUUCUUUCACUGUUACUAAUAAUCAGUAUGCACAUUACGCGACUUACCAAUGGAAAAUUACAUACUGAAUCGUGAAUACGAAUUGUUAUUUAUUCCACCGAUAUCCCUGAGCCACUGAGUAACCUUCCAUCCAGGGGUCUUCUGCAAGAGACCAAUUUUCCGUCGGAUUUCUGCACAAU